This is a messenger RNA of Epithele typhae, 1572 nucleotides long. Its product is annotated as laccase. Lineage: Eukaryota; Fungi; Basidiomycota; Agaricomycetes; Polyporales; Epitheliaceae. The coding region runs from base 1 to 1572 and encodes 523 amino acids. The record is from RefSeq and is a predicted model, not a curated record. Gene Ontology annotation, molecular function: copper ion binding; oxidoreductase activity. The transcript is spliced from 4 exons.
AUGCCUCCUCUGUCUGCUACCUUAAGCUCUUUAAUCUCGCUCUUUGCGCUCGUUCCACUCGCGUCUGCCGCCAUCGGUCCCGUCGCGGACUUGACCAUCAGCAACGCCGACGUCACUCCCGAUGGCCACACUCGCGCCGCGGUCGUGGUGAAUGGCGAGAUGCCCGGCCCGCUCAUCACCGGUAACAUGGGGGACAACUUCCAGCUGAACGUCGUCGACAACCUCACUAACGCGACGAUGCUCACGGCAACGACCAUUCACUGGCAUGGAUUCUUCCAGAGUGGCACCAACUGGGCCGACGGCCCCGCGUUCGUCAACCAGUGCCCCAUCUCGGCCAACAACUCGUUCCUCUACGACUUCACCGCGACCGACCAGGCCGGCACGUUCUGGUACCACAGCCAUCUGUCGACGCAGUACUGCGACGGCCUCCGUGGCGCCCUUGUCGUCUACGACCCCAACGACCCUCACCUGGACCUGUACGACGUCGACGACGACUCGACGGUCAUCACGCUCACGGACUGGUACCACACCGCGGCGGCGCUCGGCUCCCGUUUCCCGACGGCCUCGGAUGCGACGCUCAUCAACGGUCUCGGGCGCACGACCAGCACUGAGGGCGCGAGCGCGAACCUCACCGUCAUCACCGUCACGCAGGGCAAGCGCUACCGCUUCCGUCUCGUCAGCCUCUCGUGCGACCCGAACUACACGUUCUCGAUCGACGGGCACAACAUGACGGUGAUCGAGGUCGACGCGGUGAACCACACGCCGAUCACGGUGGACGAGAUCCAGAUCUUCGCGGGCCAGCGGUACUCGUUCGUGCUCACCGCGGACCAGGACGUCGACAACUACUGGAUCCGGGCGCUGCCCAACGCCGGCACGACCUCGUUCGACAGCGGGGUCAACUCGGCGAUCCUGCGCUACGACGGCGCGGCGGAGACCGAGCCGACGACGGAGCAGGGCAGCGACCUCGUCCUCCUCAGCGAGACCGACCUCGUUCCGCUCGAGAACGUCACGCCGCCGGGCACGGCGGAGGUCGGCGGCGUCGACCUCGCGAUCAACCUGGAGAUGAGCUUCAACGGCAGCGCGUUCUUCAUCAACAACGAGACCUACACGUCGCCCACCGUCCCCGUCCUGCUCCAGAUCAUGAGCGGCGCGUCGUCGGCGUCCGAGCUCAUGCCCAACGGCUCGAUCAUCGCCCUUCCCUCCAACUCGUCCAUCGAGAUCUCGUUCCCGAUGACCGCAGACGCGCCCGGCCAGCCGCACCCCUUCCACCUCCACGGCCACACGUUCUACGUCGUGCGCUCCGCGAACUCGAGCGACUACAACUUCGUCAACCCGCCGCAGCGCGACACCGUCUCGACGGGCACGACGGGCGACAACGUCACGAUCCGCUUCGACACGAACAACCCCGGCCCGUGGUUCCUCCACUGCCACAUCGACUUCCACCUCGAGGCCGGGUUCGCGGUGGUCAUGGCGGAGGAUGUCGCGGAGGUCUCGUCCUUCGUAUCUCCCUCGGACGCGUGGGACCAGCUCUGCCCGACGUACAACUCGCUGUAUACCAACACGACGUCGUGA